CCUUCGGCAUCGCAGGAUGCAGCAAGUGACGUCAAUCAUAUGCCAUGAAAGUUCCUUUAGAACGCGCACCUAGCUAAGCAACGACAAUAUCGACAGUUAUAAUAUUUUGUGUUCAGCUGCUCAGGCCCGAAACUCUUGACUUCCAACUCCAAACAACUUCCAUCUUGACAGACGCUCCCGAUAGGCACACGACUCUGCUAAAGAAAACCACGUGGGUGUCUCGGUGUGUUGAUUGGUUCCCCAUGACAUUGAACUGUGCCAAAGAGGGACCUUAGGUAUGGCCCAUGACCAUCCUUGACUGCCUGACACUCUGCAGCCUGGAAGUUGCGUAUUUUAGAAGCCCUUCUUGUUAAUAACAGUCGCAGAAUCCGCUGUUCCUCUUCCCAAGUAAAAGGCCCUUUCUCGGGCAACUAUGUAAACGCCAACCGAGUCCGGAGAUACAGCCGGUUCAUUUGUCUUGUUGGGCAGCCUGGCGGUCGGAUAUGAUGGUGCUACGAUGCACGGCGCUCUUGUUGCUCUUCAAUGGCGUCAUUGCCGAGCCUCUGGGCGUCGCUGAACCACAGCACGUUCUCCAAAGUUGGGGAAAAGUAGCAACCCCGCGAAAUCUGCAUGGCAGGUUCCUGCAUAUCACGGAUGUUCACCCCGAUGAGUUCUACAAAGUGCAUACGUCCACGGGCAAGGACGAUGCAUGCCACAGAGGAAAGGGAGCUUCUGGCACAUAUGGAGCCGAGACAUCCGAUUGCGAUUCGCCCUUCUCCCUGGUAAACGCCACGUUUGACUGGAUUCAGGCCAACCUGAAGGACCAGAUCGACUUCAUCAUCUGGACCGGUGACAGCGCCCGCCACGAUAGCGACGAGAAAAUCCCCCGCAGCCGCGAUCAGGUUCUGGGCACCAACCGCUGGCUUGCGAACAAGUUCAGCGAUGUGUUCGCCAACCCGGAUGGAAAGGGGUUGUCCAUCCCCGUCAUACCGAACCUGGGGAACAAUGACAUCCUGCCGCACAACAUCAUGUUCCCUGGGCCGAACAAGUGGCUAAGGUACUACACCGAUAUCUGGCGGCGGUUUAUUCCCGAGGAGCAGCGGCACAGUUUCGAGUACGGCGGGUGGUUCUACGUCGAAGUCAUCCCGAACAAGCUGGCCGUGUUCAGCCUGAACACGCUCUACCUCUUCGACCGGAAUGCGGCGGUGGACAACUGUGUCAACCCUUCAGAGCCCGGGUUCAAGCAGCUGGAAUGGCUGCGCAUCCAGUUGGGAUUCAUGCGCGACCGCGGCAUGAAGGCCAUCAUCAUGGGCCACGUGCCACCGGCAAGGACGGCCGGGAAGCAGCUAUGGGAUGAAACUUGCUGGCAGAAGUAUACCCUAUGGCUCCGACAAUAUCGCGAUGUUGUCACUGGCGCGGUUUGGGGCCACAUGAACGUUGAUCACUUCUUCCUCCAGGAUAGCAAAGAGAUCCAACGGGACAAGCUGUCAGGAGGUGAAGCCGACUCGGUCGCUAUUCGCGAGGCGAUGGAGGACGAUAUGUCGGUUCAAUCAAAGGCCGAUUAUCUCCUAGAGCUGAGGUGCGACUGGUCGAAACUCAGCAAGCCAGCGUUGAGCGCCAAUGGGGCGGAUCAAGACAACAAGAAAAAGAAGCACAAGAAACCAGAUCCCUGGUCCGAAAGGUACCAGCUGUCUCUUGUCAGUCCCAGUGUGGUGCCCAACUUUUUCCCAACCCUGCGGGUGUUCGAGUACAAUAUCUCUGGGUUGGAAAAGAACCCGGUCUGGAGCGAUGCCCUCGGGCAGAGCGGUCACUCCACACUCGAAGAGGAUGAGGAAAGGUUGGAGCUCCGGGACACGUUAACUUCUGAGCCCGAACUUGAGACGGAGGAUAGAAGUCAGAGGGCCCAAAUUGAGAAGAAGAAGAAGGGCCGGAAAGGGAAGAAACCCAAGGCCCCCAACCCCAUGAUUCCGGAUCCACCAGCAAAAUCCGCGCCGCCGGGCCCUGCAUACUCCCCGCAACCCCUGACGCUUACGGGCUACACGCAAUACUUUGCCAACCUCACCUACAUCAACAACGACAUGACCGUGGAUGGCGGCGGCGGCGACGGCGACGAGGGGGCGAGCCACGCCGAUGCCUGGUCCCCCUGGCCGAACUGGGUCCAGCGAUGGCGGGAGGGGAAGCACCGGAACAGGGAGCCUAAGAACGCGAAGCCGAAGCCGCGGGAGUUCGAGUUCGAGGUCGAGUACAGCACCUUCGACGACAAGAUGUACGACCUAGCCGAUCUGACCGUCGGGAGCUUCGUGGAGCUCGCGUACCGGAUUGGGAGAGGGUGCGCGGGAGAGGACGGGGUGCGGCUCGGCGCGGAGGGCGGGGCGGACGGUGAUGAGGCCGAGGCGAAUCCUAAGCUUGACUCGGAUUCGGAUUCGGAUUCGGAUUUCGACUCCGAUGCUGAAGUUGAGGCGGAAGCAGAGGGGAAGAAGAAGAAGAAGAAGAAGAGGGAAGCAGAGAAGGCGUGGUUGCACUUCCUCCAGCACGCCUUUGUCAGCACCGUGGAGAAGAAGGACUUGAAGAAGCUCUACUAAUCCAUUGGCGGUUCCAUCUUUUUUUGUAUAUUCUGCCAUGGCUAUGGCAUUGGCAUGGAUGGCACGGAUGGCAUGGACGGCAUGGACGGACGGAUGGAUUGCAUCAGUGCAUUGGGCAUGGCUUAUAAGUUAUGAGGGAUGACGAUUUGCACCUGGUGCAUUCUGGAGUUCAUUGACGAGAAAUGAUGUUUCUGAGUAGGUACCUACGGAUACACACUCACUUUCCUUUCGGGCUUGUUUUGAGAGUACUUACCACUUGCCCAACCGUUUCAUGUACAAGGUACCUUAUCAUAGUAUUCGAUGCCGAGGCAGGACCCUCAAAUUCAAACAAGCCCACCUAAAUGCAAGGAUAGAGCACUGCCACCCCACUUUUCUCGGCGCGCCCUGGCACGGCUGGGCAAACGCUAGCCAAAGAC
Messenger RNA from Phialemonium atrogriseum, 2977 nucleotides. RefSeq names its product Endopolyphosphatase. Bases 483 to 2561 code for a protein of 692 amino acids. The transcript has 2 exons. Gene Ontology annotation, cellular component: fungal-type vacuole; membrane. Gene Ontology annotation, molecular function: endopolyphosphatase activity; exopolyphosphatase activity; phosphoric diester hydrolase activity. Gene Ontology annotation, biological process: polyphosphate catabolic process. Lineage: Eukaryota; Fungi; Ascomycota; Sordariomycetes; Cephalothecales; Cephalothecaceae. The record is from RefSeq and is a predicted model, not a curated record.